AUGGAACCUGACACCUUCCUAGACUGGUCCAAUGAACAAGUGUAUAUCCACGGCCACAACAAACGCCAGAGACUCGACACAGGGUAUAAGUCCCCCGUGACCUUAACAAGCUAUGAUACGGGGAGCUUUCAAUCUGACUUUGGGGCACCUGUUUCGGGAGAUGAAUGGAGCAAUGACUUUUCUAUCCUUAACGCCCAGUCUGGAGAAUAUCAGGUUGGCUGCUAUAAGACCGACCAGGUCAACUGUGGCAGACCCUUUCCAGGUGAAUUGCUGUACUGUUAUGGAAUGCUACCGAAAAUCCCGAUACUCUCCCAUCGGACCGGCCUAUCUACAGUAACGUCUUCGUCACUAGACCUGCACUUCGAACCACCCAACUCACUGCUCCUCACACCGGCAGGAAGAGAAUUUGGCUGUCUCGAAGAGCGGACCGCAAAGAUUCUGGCGACUCUGGCAGGCGAAUCCCGCGUCGCGUUCCAGAUAUAUGGUUAUGUCACCAAAAGACGAGCCAACACCAAAGAUGCCAAGGGUAAAAGUGGCCAGAACGACCUUCAAUACCUCUUGAAUGCGAUAAUCUACGGGCCGAGGGAGUUAGGCCAGGGGAUUGGCGACUUUUUGGUGAAGUGCAAGAUGUUUCUCCAAGAUCCCCUAGGUUGUGAUCGAGACGUCCCUUACCUCAACCCGCACUUGUUAUCGCGUACCGAGGAGGUGGUCAUGAUUUCGUCGCUGAAAGUCGGAACUGGCAAAUCUUCAGAGGCCCAAGAAGUGGUGGCUGUAGACGCUCCAAAAGAUCUCUUCAGCCGAAUCUGUGACGAUGGAUAUCUUCAACUCACUGACCCACCGCUUCUGGUUCAUACCAGGCUGUAUAGACAUCAAAAGAAGGCCUUGACAUUCAUGAAACAGAGAGAGCAAGCCUGGUCGUUCAAAGAUUCCCUAGACAGUUUGUGGGUAAAGGAAGUUGAUGAAACGGGAGAGCUGAUAUACACCAACUUGGUCACCGAACAGUCCCAACGGAAUGAGCCUUUAGAAUCUAGAGGGGGCCUUUUGGCCGAUCAGAUGGGACUCGGGAAAACAUUGACUAUGAUCGCGCUGAUUGCCCUGAACCCGGCUCGGCUCGCCUCGUCGCUCGUAUUCACGGCCCAAGGGACAAUCCGUCGCAUCAAGUCGACGUUGAUCGUUGUGCCAUUUUCUCUGUUGGAUACAUGGGACACUCAGCUACGACGGCAUCUCAAACCGCGCUCUUUGUCCUGGCUCAGGUUUCACGGCUCCCAGAAGCACAAACUGCUGUCAUUGGGCAGCUAUGAUAUCGUCAUCACCACUUAUGAGACGCUCAUGGGCCAGCUGAAGAAGCACAACGACCCUAAGUGGACUGAUGGUACACUGUUCUCCUUCGCCUGGCAUCGCAUUGUGCUUGACGAAGCCCACAUCAUCCGCAAUCGGUCUACUGCCAUUGCACAAGCCUGCUGCGCUGUUCGAGCGAGUCGACGCUGGGCAAUGACUGGGACACCGAUUCAGAACAAGGCGACCGAUCUGGGAAGUCUUCUCGAGUUUCUCCAUUUGGAGCCUUUUAGAGACCCAAAGAUCUUUGAAGCGAUGGUGGUCAAGCCCUGGUUAAAGUCAGCCGACAAGGACACAUCCCGACUCGAGAAACUGAUCAGAUAUCUGUGUCUCUGUCGCACAAAAGCGAUCAUCGACCUCCCUCCUCGAAAAGACGUGAUCCAGCAUGUCGAUCUCUCGCCAGAGGAGGCAGAGCACUACGAAUCGGCCAAGAACCGUACCGUCCAGAAGCUCGACGAAGCUCUCUCCGUCAAUCCCAUCGCGCCAGGCAUGUAUCUCAACGCGCUGGAAUGGUUGAACGAUCUCCGUCUCAUCUGCAAUCAUGGGUUGAUGCAUUCCAGGACGCAGAAGACUCCCACAAUCGUGUCUUCGGCUGGACCGUGGACCAAGACGACGGCGAAGAAGGCUUUCGCGAUCUUAGUCGACGCCGGCUCGGCCAUUUGUAAACUGUGCCAGGCCAACUUGGCAGCCGGGACCAUCGAGGCCGACGGCUUCGAGCAUUGUAAGCCAUCUCUUUCCAAAUGCUUGACCGUCAUCUGCGGCAUGUGUAUUCAAAGCCAUGCAAAUGGUGAGCAAGUCCCCGGGUGCGGCUGCAAUCCGGCGUGUCUUAAGGCUGAAGUGUCCUGGGCACGGGAAAUUUCGAACAGGCUACCCGAGUCUGGGCUCCCGUCAAUAGAGGAAAAGAAGGUUUCGACCAAGUUGAAAACCCUUCUGAAGGACCUUCAGCAGCAUGAAAAGACCGAGAAAAGUGUGGUGUUCUCGUUCUGGACGUAUACACUCGACCUCAUCGAGUCGUUACUGCUCCAAUGUACGACAAUCCGAUGUGCUAGAAUCGACGGCAACUAUUCGGGAUCUAGGCGUGAGCAGGAAAUCCAGCGGUUUCAGACAGACAAUCUGGUACGGGUCAUCUUGGUCUCUAUCACUUGUGGUGGAACUGGCCUCGAUCUUACGGCAGCCUCGCGGGCAUAUCUGCUUGAGCCUCAGUGGAACCCAAUGAUCGAGGAGCAAGCCCUCUCUCGCAUCCAUCGCCUGGGCCAGACCAAAGAAGUGAAAACAAUCAGAUAUCGUGUCCGAAACUCGUUCGAGGAGGUGAGAUUAGUACGCCUCCGCCCUCUUUUACAGAGACACUGA
This is a messenger RNA of Cladophialophora psammophila CBS 110553, 2685 nucleotides long. RefSeq lists its product as uncharacterized. Lineage: Eukaryota; Fungi; Ascomycota; Eurotiomycetes; Chaetothyriales; Herpotrichiellaceae. The coding region runs from base 1 to 2685 and encodes 894 amino acids. Gene Ontology annotation, molecular function: ATP binding; ATP-dependent chromatin remodeler activity. The record is from RefSeq and is a predicted model, not a curated record. The transcript has 9 exons.